Messenger RNA from Cryptomeria japonica (Japanese cedar), 2204 nucleotides. RefSeq names its product ankyrin repeat-containing protein NPR4-like. NCBI's taxonomy places the organism in Eukaryota, Viridiplantae, Streptophyta, Pinopsida, Cupressales, Cupressaceae. The record is from RefSeq and is a predicted model, not a curated record. The coding region runs from base 365 to 2185 and encodes 606 amino acids. Gene Ontology annotation, molecular function: protein phosphatase regulator activity; protein phosphatase 1 binding. The transcript is spliced from 3 exons. Gene Ontology annotation, cellular component: plasma membrane.
AGCCGUCGGACAGAAAAUCUACGGUUGAAAAUCGCGACUAACAUCCCGUGUUAAUCGCACCGUACCACUUUUUGAAACCAAAAUAGAUGCGUACAACAUUCCUUACCUUACAUCCCACAAACAAUGAUAGCAUCUCAGGCAAAGACAGAGUCCUCUGGUCAGUUCAUGUGUCCGUCUAGUCAGUGCUUGUCUGGUGUGUACCAGAUUAUAAAUUCUAUCCUUUCCUUAAUGGUUACAUCCGUCACUCAAUCCAAUGCAGUUUCCAUUAAUGGCUUUAUCUUCAUGCUAUAUAUAGGAAGGGUACUUAGGGAGGUGGAAGCCAGAAGCUAGUUGCAAUAUCCCAGACUCUGCUUUCCUCAGAUCUAUGGAUGAAACUGUUAAUUUCUUGAAAGGAAUGGACAGUAGGCUUUACAGGGCUUCUGUGGUGGGGAGCGUGCAUACACUUAACCAGUUGCUCACGGCUAAGCUUGAUAUUCUCAAUGAGGUUACCCCUCUUGGGAAUUCUGCACUACACAUAGCAGUUUCUUGUGGUAAUCUUCGAUUCAUUGAAAAGUUGCUGCAAGUGGUUAAUCAAAAUUCGCUAGUAGGGUACGAAUUUCUUAGGGCAAAAAAUUCAGAUGGAAAUACUGCAGUGCACCUGGCAGCCUUCCAUGGCCAUGACAAAGUGGUACAAGAAUUGCUCCGACAAAUUGAACGAGAUAUAGAGGCUGGUGAUAUUUUGAGCGCGGUGAAUUGGGAGGGAAACACUGCUCUCCAUGAAGCCGCAAAGGGGGGAAAUGAGAAGGUCCUGGAAUUAUUACUGAAGCAUGAUCGUCAUGGCGGUCUUGUUGGUGCAUUAAAUGAUGCUGGUGAAACUGCCCUGUUUAAAGCUUGUGAGGGCGGCCAUUGUAAUAUUGUUCAGAUAUUGUUGCCUUUAAUGACUUCCGACAAGGCCACGAAGAGAUCCGACGGCCGAACACCACUCCAUUCUGCCGUCUUCCAUCGACACACAGGUGUAGCUAUGAUGCUUGUAGAACAGAGGCCUGAAAUGGUGAAGCAAGCCGAUGAAUUUGGAAGAACGGCCCUGCACAUGGCUGCAUUAUCUCCUCCACUUUCUACUUUUCAGGCCGGUUUGACAUCUUAUCAAUUCACGGUGAAGAUUGGAGAAUUGCUUUUGCAAAAAGACAAUUCCUUGUGUUACAGAGAGGACAAGGAAAAAAAGUCCCCGCUUCACAUAGCAGUUAAAGAGGGGAAGUAUGAUCUUGUGAAGGUUAUUUUAAAGUACGCCAGAGACUGUAGAGAACUGGUCGACGGCAAUGGAAGAAAACCUCUUCAUUUAGCUGUCAUCAGUGCGGUCCGGAUUUCUGAGGAAUCCAAUUUUGCUGUAUUAUUUCAAUUCAAAAAUAUGCUUUUAUCCUUGAUGUCGAAAAGAUCCCUUAAUCAUCGCGACAAAAGCGGACACACUCCGUUGCAAAUUGCAAUGAGGAAUUUUGAUACAGAUCCAGCACUUUUCAGCAGUAUCAAAGAAGUGCUGCAAAUAAAUGGUGCUGUGGUGACUCCAGAGAUGCUGGAAGAUGCAAGAUGGAUAAGGAAAGCAACUACUAAACUAGUGUUCAAAGGCCAGGGUAUAUCUAUAAAUGCAGUGCUGAUCGCCACAGUGUCCUUUGCAGCAGUCUUUACAUUACCAGGAGGACUGGACUUAAAUGCAGGAGGCAAACCAACAGCUGUAUUUAUCGAUUCUUUUCUCUUCAAAAUGUUUGUGAUUUGCGAUGUGUUCUCGUUUUGUACUUCCAUUGCAUCAGCUAUUCUUGCAGGUGUGAGUAGAAAUCCAGUGGAGACUUUAUACUGUAUCUAUCUAUUAUGGUCUGCACUCAUAUCCCUGCUGGUAGCAUUUGGAACAGCCAUACAUCUGGUCAUUCAGUCAUCUGGAUGGUUAACAGUGAUUGUAUGGGUUAUGCCGUGCUUUGUUCCCAUUACCAUAUUCGUCAUUAGUUUUCAGUCCAAACAAUUUAUUUUUGGGCCAGAAAGAUACAAGAUUUGGUUUGUACUACUAUUUCCAGCGGCCUUCGUUAUGGGUAUACGUUAUUUAAUAUCAGAGAUAUUGUAUGUAUUCUUCCUCUCCCGCCUGUUUCUCAACGUAAUCCGCUGGGUAAAGAAGAAGACGCCCUUUGAAUCUUCUUCCGAAAGACAUUUAAGUUUUAAUUGAUUUCCAAUUAUCAAUGAUA